Molecule: messenger RNA, 1546 nt
Organism: Pollicipes pollicipes
Lineage: Eukaryota; Metazoa; Arthropoda; Thecostraca; Pollicipedomorpha; Pollicipedidae
Product: glypican-6
Exons: 9
Coding region: 316-1380 (354 amino acids)
Biological process (GO): cell migration; regulation of signal transduction; regulation of protein localization to membrane
Cellular component (GO): synapse; cell surface; plasma membrane
Source: RefSeq, a predicted model, not a curated record
GUCAGUCUUGGAGUGUGUGAAUUGGGGUGUGGGGUGGGCAUGAUGUGUGAUGUGGUUUGUGUUUUCUGAGCAUUUUGUGGCCGAAAGUGGGUGGUGUGGCUCAAGUUGUCCGAGAGAAGUUCAGGGACUUUUUAUAGGCCGGAUGAAGUAUACAACACAGUGGAACGUGUGAAUGGCCCACGCAAACUGCGUCGGUUUUGCCGUUUUGCUCUUUGUAUAACGUAUUUCAAGACAAGAAAGAACGGGCAGCCAAGAAGCCAUAUCACGUACGAGCAAGCUCUGAGAAGUCCGUGAUUGGAUCACAUAUUUAGCAAGAUGGGAAGAUCCAGCUCUUUCCUAUUGACUGGAAGGACUUGGACAAGUUACUUGGUAGUGUUGCAGCUUGUAUGCUGCGUUGGCAUAGCGAAAGGGCAGGGGCUUGGAUGUGACCGGACUGCAAGAGCUUUUAACACCUACAAAUUGGCUGCCAAUAGUGUUCCCUCACAUGACAUUCCAGGUGAUCACCUCCAGAUCUGCUCCGCCGCGCGCACCUGCUGCACAGAGGGCAUGGAGCUGCAGCUGAGCCAGUACUCCCGCCAUCAGCUGGACGCCGCCGUCCGACGCACCGUCGAGGAAGUGGCCGACGACAUGGGCUCGCAGGGAUCCAGCUUCGACGAGUUCUUCCGCAGCCUGAUGAAUGAGUCGCGCACGGCGCUGGACGCCAUGUUCAAGAAGACGUACGGCGUGCUGUACGAGCGGAACGCGCACGUCUUCACCGACCUGUUCAAGGAUUUGGAGCUGUACUACGCCACCGGCUCGCGCGACCUGGUGGACGUCAUGAACGACUUCUUCACCGUCCUGUACAAGCGCAUGUUCACCGUGCUCAACUCGCAGCACACGUUCGACGACAAGUACCUGCAGUGCGUGGCCACUCACAUGGAGGGCCUGAAGCCGUUCCGCGACGUCCCGGCGAAGCUGACGCAGCAGCUGAAGCGCUCCUUCGUGGCCACGCGCACGCUGGUGCAGAGCCUCAACACCGGCCACGAUGUGGUUAAGCGGCUGAAGACGGUGAACGUGACGCCGUUCUGCGGCAGCGCCCUGAUGAAGAUGAGCCAGUGCGGCACCUGCAACGGCAUGCCGCGGGUGAAGGCGUGCCAUGGCCUCUGCCUCAACGUCAUCAAGGGCUGCCUGGCGCACCACAGCCGGCUCAACGACCAGUGGCACGAGUUUAUCGAUGGCAUCACGAACCUUGUGGACAACGGAUACGACGUGUCGCGCAAGAUUUUCGAGGGCUGCGGCGACCCCAAGUUCCGGCGCCGGCGGCAGGCCGGCGGCGACGCGCCCUCCUACGACACGACCGACUUUCCAGAGGGUGCAGCUGCAGAGCUAUUCGGAUCAUGAGGUCGAGCAGCCGUCGCCGUUGUUGCGCGUUCUCGGCCAGAUCCGCAGCAAGGUGCGGCCGCUGAAGACGUUCUGGUACGACCUGCCCAGCCAGCUGUGCACGGACCGCGACAUGGCGGCACCGCCGGCGCGCAUCAUGAACUGCUGGAACGGCACCGCCAAGAGC